AUGCCAGUUCGAGCGGAAGCAUUUAGUGCGAACUAUAACAAGGGCGAAUUUAUCGUCGCCGUAUUCUUUUAUUUGUUUGUUUUAAAUAGAAAAAAUGCUCUAAUUACUAAGGUCCUGAAAGGUUUUUAGUACUUUUUGAUAAUUACUCCAUGUUUGAAUUACAGUCUUGGCAACUCCGACUACCAAGAUGGCCGCUAACAAGUUAAAACUAAUAGAAUGGCGCACUUUUCAGCUUAAAAAAGAAGAAAGUGUAUGUUUUACUAGAGUGCACGAGAAGCACACACACAAGACGAGUGACCAUUAUUUUUUUCAUGGCCCAAGUAAUGAUGUCAGAAGUGAUACCGCUGCAUUCUUCGGAGGGCCAAAGACUCCGAACAGAGACAUCUCAAAAGGCCUUGCACUAUCAACCAAUACUGUACAAAAUUUUCCAAAAACAGUUCAACUCAACGUAUUGUGGACUGGUCAGUAGCAUAAUGGCAAUGAAUGCUAACUUUAUUGGCCAACAUGGUCACUUUCAAGAUGGCAGCCCUCAUGUCCCGUUCACUGAAGCAAAUAUCUUUACAUUCAAGGAGACACAAAACAUUCUUAAACAGUCUGAGGUUGAAAAAGAAGGUUGCACUCUGGAGCAGGUUCACGACUUAAUAAGAGCUCAUGGCUACAAUUCCGUUUUAUAUCAUGCCGCUGACAGCUCUUUGGAGGAGUUCUGUGCCAAAGCUAAAUGUGCACUCAACCAGAACUCACUCACUUCAGUUAUUAUUAAUUAUGACUUGAAAGUUAUUUAUCCGCAUCAGAACGUUGGUGGUCAUUUCAGUCCUUUGUGUGCGUACCAUGAAGAAAGUGAUCGCUUUCUCAUCCUUGAUACUUGGCCGAAAACUGAGGAAUGUUGGGUAAAAUCUGACCAUUUAUUUAACUCUAUGAACACUGUUGAUCCAUCAGUUUCAAAGACUCGAGGCUACAUCAUUGUCUCCAAAUAAUGAAGCUUAAUACUGUCAUAAUCAACACCGUAUACUGACAUGUAUUUAUGGUAAACACUUAGAAAGCAAGUAUAGUACUAAGAGUUGAAAUAAUGUUAUUAUUAGACCUUAAUGAUCAACAAGCACCAAGUUCUGAAAUAAUUUCCUAAAUUGUGUUUUAAAGGUUUUUGAUGGUUUUUUUUUUUAAGGCAGUGUAUAUAUAAUUCCGGUCUCUAUCUAGUUGUUUCACUCCACUGUCUGCAGGAGGAAACCAUCAUCCCCUAAACGCCCUCGUUUUAUCUAUCCACCUUCUUUUCUGUCUGCAGAACUUGGCAAGACACCAAUUUGUUUACAAUUCCAAGUUAUGAAACUCUGUAUGCUGCAUAGGCCAAGUAUUGUACAGACAUUAUCAGGCUUAGAGAGUGGAGUUUUUAGCUGUGAUAAAAAACCUCUCACUGACAGGAAUCAAACUCAGGACUCAGAGAUGAGCUUCUUCUACCGGGUAGCUCAGACACGAAGAUUAGGGGAGAAGAAAGUUACUGUGUACUAUGUAAUUCUAUACCAAGCUAUAGCUCCUUUCAUCAUUGUUCUGCUUUUAGGCUGUUUCUUGGUUAAGUUUGAUAUUUAUUAAUUACUGUAUUAGUAUUUAUAUAUUUCAAAUUUUUUACCAUUUCAAAAUUCUGAUGUAUAUACAUAUAUUGUGAGAAUUUUCUGUCUGAACUGUUGAAUCAGUGACUUCCCUAUUAUACUAUGGAACAAAUUACCAUUUUUCUUUGGUACGAUGUUAUUUAUGCAAUAUCGGUGCAAUAUACAGUACAAAGGAGCAUUGGCUGCAUAGACAUCUGUAAUUUUAAACAACUCAAUAUCGUAACCGUACCGUGUAAUAUAACUAGUACAUAUGCAAAAUGUAUGUUGUAUGUGUAUUAGUAUAUCAAUGCAGAUCUGUAAGAUAGCAAUUUAAUUGACAUUUGCAUUAUAAGUUCAUGAUACAAAAAACAUAACACAAAAUUGACUAAUAAGGUUGAAAGGUAUUGGCAAUAGGAAUACUGUAGAUAUUUAUUUUAUUCUCAUUCAACAAUGAGUGACUGUAUGAGCCAUGAGUAAAAGGCCUGGUGCAAUGCAGGAUUUGAACCCAAGCCCCUGGAUGGAAAGGCAGGUGUCUUAAACCACCAGGGCUACAGCACCAUAAUAUAUGGAAAAAUUACAGCACAGUAUUGUGCGUGAACACAAAUGAAUAACAGAAACAUUAACAUCAAAUAAAACAUUUAUUUUGUGACAUUAA
Molecule: messenger RNA, 2235 nt
Organism: Anneissia japonica
Lineage: Eukaryota; Metazoa; Echinodermata; Crinoidea; Comatulida; Comatulidae
Product: glutathione gamma-glutamylcysteinyltransferase 2-like
Exons: 2
Coding region: 312-974 (220 amino acids)
Biological process (GO): response to metal ion; phytochelatin biosynthetic process
Molecular function (GO): metal ion binding; glutathione gamma-glutamylcysteinyltransferase activity
Source: RefSeq, a predicted model, not a curated record